AUGGAUAGUGUUGACAUAAAAAACAUGAUAAUUAAAAACGUCUCUAAAUUAAAAUCGCUUGACGUCAGCCUGGGUCGCAUCGGACUCAGUCAUGAUCUCUCCCCAGAGCAAAGAAAGAAACUGAGGUCAAAGAUAGAGGAGGCAAGGGCAUUGGAAGCUUCUGACAAGGGUGGUGCUGUUGGUAGAAAUAUUGGUGGAAUUAAAAAUGAUCGAACUAAUAAUAACUUUUGUGUGGUUAAAAUAAAAUUGGGUUUACUAAAUAUAAGAUCGAUUGGCUUAAAGUACAACAUUAUUUAUGAUUUGAUCAGUGAUGGUUCGGAUAUUUUUGUUGUUACUGAAUCAUGGCAUGGUUCAUCAGAAAAUCCCUCCAUUGCGUUAUCUACUCCUCCUGGAUACCGCUUUGUAAAUUGUGUAAGAGAUCACGACCCUCUCCAUGGUUCACAGUUAAUAGUCAGGAGUUUAUUUUGCUCGCUAUUUACUAGGGAUGCACCGAAGUUCGGCCCCGGCCAAAAUCCGGCCUUUUUUUCAAAUCCGGCCAAAUCCGGCCCCUGGUGGCCAGAUUUAGGGCCGGAUUUAAGCGUCUAUCAACAUUUAAAAAUUUUAUAA
This is a messenger RNA of Helobdella robusta, 606 nucleotides long. RefSeq lists its product as hypothetical. The transcript has 3 exons. NCBI's taxonomy places the organism in Eukaryota, Metazoa, Annelida, Clitellata, Rhynchobdellida, Glossiphoniidae. Bases 1 to 606 code for a protein of 201 amino acids. The record is from RefSeq and is a predicted model, not a curated record.